Messenger RNA from Hypanus sabinus (Atlantic stingray), 1085 nucleotides. RefSeq lists its product as uncharacterized. The record is from RefSeq and is a predicted model, not a curated record. The transcript is spliced from 5 exons. Lineage: Eukaryota; Metazoa; Chordata; Chondrichthyes; Myliobatiformes; Dasyatidae. The coding region runs from base 72 to 629 and encodes 185 amino acids.
ACACGGAGCCCGGACACACACCGGAGCUUUCUCGGCAUCCGAAAUCCGCCGCGGACCCCCAGCGCCCGGCCAUGCACCGCGCCUACCAGCCCACCCUCCCCUGUGGGAACAAGCUCCUGCAGCAGAGGUGGGACCAGACCAGUUACCUGGCGCACCGGCGAAAGGUACAAGCGGUUAAAUCAAUGGUUGACAACCACUCUCCUGAAACCUUCUCUCAUCUUCAACUGAAAUUUAAGAAGCUAAAGCUUGAGGACGACCGUCUCUCCACCAUCGAGAAAAACAACAAGAAACUGCUGGAGAAGAUGUCAACGAUCAUGAGGACAACCGGGCGAGUUGACAAUACGAAUGAAUACAAGAUGAAAAGUUUGAACAGGGAGAGGCGGCAACGGGAGCUGGAAAGAGUAAAUCGUGAGAACAAGGCAAUGCGGGCUCGCCUCAAACAGGUCGAGCCACAGUACAACCACCUCAAGUGGCUUGAGGACUUCAAUAAAUCGGAGAAAUACAUGGACAACAUUGCUCGCUACCCCCGUGGCUGGUACAUUGCACAGAAAUCAAAGCCCAAGUCAAAAGCAAAAUCAGCAAAAGAUUCCAAAAAGAGCAAAAACGUACAAGUGAAGAGAUCGACGUGAAGGAUAGCAGAGGAAGGAAGCAAAGCCGUCGUUCUACGGCUCAACUGGUUCCACACUGCAUUCUCAGUAUGAGCUCUGUCACAAUGCUAAUUAAUCCAGACUAAAUAACUCCCUUUCAACCUCUGGUUCAGAUCAUAAAUAGCAUCUGCAUCUGUCACUACUCCAUGUGGAAGGUUUCAGAACCAGUAACUGAGAUCAGCCACACCUCAUUCAUCCUUUGUCUAAUUCUCACCGACAGUGAUGUUUAUCAUGAAAGCAAUGUGCUGAGUUUGAAAUAAAUUGUGUCAACACAAGCAUGUCCAUAUGUUUAUAAGAAGGUACACUGAAAUAAAAGUGCUGCUUUACAUAAUUGAUAGUUGUAAAACUGGAAGAAUUGGUGCUUGUUGUGGGUCAUAAGACCAUAAGAUGUAAGAGCAGAAGUAGGCCGUUCGGCCCAUUGAGUCUGCACUGUCAUUC